This is a messenger RNA of Chanos chanos (milkfish), 783 nucleotides long. RefSeq names its product secretory carrier membrane protein 5b (gene scamp5b). The coding region runs from base 1 to 783 and encodes 260 amino acids. NCBI's taxonomy places the organism in Eukaryota, Metazoa, Chordata, Actinopteri, Gonorynchiformes, Chanidae. The transcript has 6 exons. Gene Ontology annotation, cellular component: recycling endosome membrane; trans-Golgi network membrane. The record is from RefSeq and is a predicted model, not a curated record. Gene Ontology annotation, biological process: protein transport.
AUGGUGAUUUCAGUACCGCGGACAGCAGCCGCCGGGACAGCGUAUUAUUGGUUCCUUAAACGGAACAAGGGCAGACUGAUUGGUCUUUGUCUUGCAGAAAACAACUUCCCACCGUUGCCAGGGUUCAUCCCUCUGAAGCCAUGCUUCUACCAGGACUUUGAGGAGAUUCCGGAUCAGCAUCGCACUAUGUGCAAAAGGCUGUACCAUCUGUGGAUCUUAUACAGCGCUACACUGGCUGUUAAUUUCAUUGGCUGCAUGGCAUGGAUGUUUGGUGGAGGAGGAGUCACAAACUUUGGGAUGUCAAUUAUCUGGCUCAUUUUGUUCACACCCUGCUCCUAUGUUUGCUGGUUCAGGCCCAUCUACAAGGCCUUCAAGACUGACAGUUCCUUCAACUUCAUGGCGUUUUUCUUUGUCUUCAUGGCUCAAGUUUUAAUCACCAUUAUCCAGGCCAUAGGGAUCCCUGGAUGGGGAGUUUGUGGCUGGCUUGGCACCAUCAGUUUCUUUGGCACCAGUAUUUUUGCCGCCAUCAUAAUGCUGAUCCCCACAAUCAUGUUCACUGGAGUGGCCACACUGUCCUUCAUCGCUCUCACAAAGGUGCACAACUUCUACCGUGGAAGUGGAGGGAGCAUGAGCAAGGCCCAAGAGGAGUGGACCACGGGGGCAUGGAAGAAUCCUCAUGUCCAGCAGGCCGCGCAGCAGGCAAUGGUGGGGGCAGCUCAGGGGGCCAUGCAAGGCCAACAGGAACAGCAAUACACCUCCAACCCCAAUUACAACCAGAUGUAG